Messenger RNA from Anthonomus grandis grandis, 4019 nucleotides. RefSeq lists its product as uncharacterized. NCBI's taxonomy places the organism in Eukaryota, Metazoa, Arthropoda, Insecta, Coleoptera, Curculionidae. The record is from RefSeq and is a predicted model, not a curated record. The coding region runs from base 334 to 3522 and encodes 1062 amino acids. The transcript is spliced from 22 exons.
CAGAAUCGCAAUCGACCUCCUUUGCCUUGCGUCGGGCGCCAUUGUUGUAAGAUCUCGAAUUUAAUAGAAGAAAAUCCGUAAUACGUACCUGUCCGGUAGAAUUAAAUGCGUUAAGACGUGUGUGCAAAAAUAUGAAUUUAAAGUUUUAAUAAGUUUUUUAAGAAAUAUUUAUGUUUAUUUCCGAAAAAAGUGGGCAAAGAACAUUUUUGGUGCAGGAACUUACAUCGGCACGGCAUUCUCGACUGUCGUAAAUUGACAGAUUUUUAAACUCUUCAUUGUUUUCCCUCAUAAACAGAAGCUGUUUUGAAGUUUAUAUUUUGCUAACCUCAAAAUAUGGAGAAGAUCGCUCCGCAGACAGAAAAUAUAGCUAGUUUUAAUACAUCAACAAGUAAAAGGUCAGUGAUUGCCGGAAAAUUGGACAGUGAUGAGUCAAAUAGUGAUGAAGAAUAUGCAACAUCUGGGUUUUAUGUAAGGGAAAAAAGCAAUGACAAAACUAUUGACUGUUCCACUUCCAAUACACUAGAUAAAACAGAAACUCUAAAGUUGAAAGAAAAUGGAAUAUCCUCAGAUGGAACUUCUGAUGGACCCAUUAAAAAUGGCGAUAACGCAGAAAAAGACGGUCAUACGGAAAACGAACAACUCGAAGAUCGUGAGCCAGAUCUUAAAGGAAUGGAGUAUGAAUCAAAAAAUGAAGGGCACAAAAUUGAUGAAAAUGUGACGAGUAGCAGUGAGCCUAAUCAUAUAAACAUAAGCAAUAAUAUUGAUGAAGAAAAUGGUAUAUCAAGCACCUCAAGUAAUGUUGAAAUGGUUGCUUCUCCUGACACUCCCCAGAUAGAACCUGAGAGAAAUAAAUUAGAUAACGAGGGACAGAGUGCUAGUAAAGAUUUGCAGAAAACUGAUCCUAAAAGUGACGAUUCAGAUAGUGAAAACAAAGAAGACAUUCAACCCACAACAGAAGCUAUAAAGGAAGCCUCUGAAGAAGAAGUUAACAAUGAAAGUUCCAAAACUCAGGAGGAAAAAUCUAAUAACGAAGAUAAUGACAAUGAGAAAAAAUUAAUUAAUGAAUCAGUUGAAGACAUUAAAAUUGUUGAUGCAGGAAAUGGUAAGAAAGAACCUAGUGAAGAACCGUCAAUUAUUAAAAAACAAAUUGAAAUUGGAGGAUCACAGAGUGACAAGGAGAAACCAUGUAAAGAACCUGAUCUGGAAAAAGUAAUUGAAAUUAUAGAAGAAAACACUGACAAUGAAGAGGAAUCUGCUAAGGAACAAGUUAUGGAAAAAAAGAAAGAAACCCUAAAACAUAAAAAGGGCAAUAAAACAAACUCCAGUGAACCCAGCAUUUCAGGCCUUCAAAAACAUAAGAGUGAUAGUGCAGAAUCACAAGACAUGGACAUGGAUGAAGAAGAUUUCGAUCCUUCCAUGUUCUGUCCAGAUAUUACAAUGGAUGUUGAUGAUGCUCCUGUAGUCCAUAGUGAUGAUGCUAGAGAAACUGCUAACAGUCCUUUACCAUACGAACCAAUAUUCUCUACCCUUGUUGAUGAAAUAACUGGAGCUGAAUUGCAAUUUGAUCUUACUCCUGUAGAAAUUGAGAUGAGGAAACAAAUGUUCACUGAAGACAAUCCAGUUCAGAAGACGAAAGUCCACUGUACUGCUUGCAAUGUUCACCUAGGAAGCGCCUUAUCUGGAGCAAACAAUCGUUUUGUUCACCCACUUUUGAAAGUAUUGAUUUGCAAGAAUUGUUAUCAUUUUUACACAAGUGGUGAAUUUCAAAAGGAUGAAGAUGGAAGUGAAUUAUAUUGUAGAUGGUGUGGGCAAGGUGGCCAUGUGUUGUGUUGCUCGUCUUGCGAAUACGUCUUUUGCAAGCGCUGCAUAAAAAACAAUUUUGGACUAAAAAAAUUUAAAGAGAUUAGGGAAAGUGACGACUGGAAUUGCUUUAGGUGUGAGCCAGAACAGCUGUCAAUAUUAAGAGCUGCCUGCGCAGAGUUUAUGGAAUAUUAUACAAGAGAACUAUCACGGGCUUCAUCUCUAGCAGAAUCGCAUCCCGAGGUAAUGACAACAGACUACACGACGUGCUGUUUAUCCCCUGAGCCUAAAAAGGACGAGUCUAAGACCCCGGCGGUGAAUAGAAACCGACGAAAACGUAGUGAUUACGAAGUAGACCCCGAUUAUACUCCUAUCAAGGACGACGAUCAGCCACCAUCCAAGGUAAAGAAACUGUCUCCGACUCCACCCAUUACUACAACUCCUGUUCCAUUACUGCGACCAAUCGCACCCAAAUCUAACAUCGUCCGUUCUUUAACUCCAGGGCUAGUCCGACCACAGAUAUCGAGUACCGGCAAUCAAGUUUUUAGAAUCACCCAGCCAGCCAAUGCCAGGUUUUCCACUCCUACUAGUUAUACCUUACAAAAGACUACGGCGCAAGGUACCAACAUUAAAAGUCCAGCAUUUAUUACGGUUCCUUCUUCAAAGGCUAGUACCGGUUAUAUCCAAAUUGUUCCUACAAGCACACGAAUGGUACGUCCGCUGGGUUCGAUUUCUACUACAAAUUCCACAAAGCCAACAGGAGCCUCUCCUCUCAGAACACAACUCCAGCAGAGAGAUUUACAAAUGAAGCACGAAUGGUUUGAAAAAACCGUGAGAGCUGCUGCCAGGGUAAACUCGAAUCUGUCCUAUACUUUAACACAAUUAAACAGGCAACAAUCUCAAGCAAGUAGUGUAGAAGCUUUAGCCAUGGUGCAUAAUAAGUUACAAGAAGUCCUAAGUACUUCCAUAAACUCUUUAAUACAGAUAAGGAAGAAUCUAAGGACGGAAUUUAUAGCAGGAAUCAAAAAUGUUAAGUUCCCUCCAAAACCAGUUCCGCCACUAGCUGCCAAACCAAUCGUUGUCAAGGAUGAUGAUGAUGUUAUUUUUGUCAAUACUACAAAUUCGGGACCUAGUAAAACCCAGCCGCCACCUCUAAUAAUUUCAAAAACAGUAAGUCUGACGAAAAUAAACUCGUCUAACAGUGUCACCAAUCCAUUCGCACACCCAAAGCCCAGUACCUCUGGUACAAAAGCAACUAGUAUAGUAAACAAAAUUGUGACACCAACCACGAAGACUGCUUCCGUUGCUACAGUUUCGUCUGCUACUCCAGUUAAGGGUGGAGGGUUUUUAAAGGUGCGAUCUUUCGUAUCACUCCAAUCAGUUCCAUCAGAGUGUAUUACGAUACCUGAUGACCCGACAUCACCCAUUAGUGAAAAAGAAGAUCCUUUAAAAGUUCCAGAUGAUCCAUUAGAAAUUAACAAUGAUAUAUCAACAGAAUCAGGAAAACGGCGGACUUUUAAGAAGCAAAAACCUUCGUCGAAAGCUUCUAAUUUAAGGACCAACUCACCGGUCCUCAUACUCGAUGACACUGAGCCCUUGGUUUACAAUGUUACACAAAAGCCUUCGCGGGAAAUUAAAAAGAUGAUGGAAGCCACCGUCGUGAUUCAAAAAUCGUUGGAGAUUGAGAAAUUAUUGAAAAAUGAAAAGAACUUGAAAAAUUGAAAAAUAAUUGUAAAUAUUGUAAAUGCAUGAAUGGAAAGAAUGUAUGUAAACUUCAAGCACGAGAGUAUUCAGCUGGCCUGAAAAUGAGUUUAUAUUUUCUUUGUUAUUUAAAAAUUUCAUAUUUGGGUCAUUUUUAAAACCUAAAAAUCUUCAUAGAAGUUCACACAUAAAUUGAUUCCUAGGUAUAAUUGAUUGUACAUACAAUUUUGGGUGAUACUAUUUUAUAAGUUAGUGAAUCUAAUAAUUAAAUGUAAAAAGUAGAUGUUUUACGUUUAUGUGACAACUUUUAGUACUCAUUUUUUUAUUGACAUUACUGAAACUGAAAUUUUGUUAUUAUUGUAAUUUCAAUAUUUUGUAUUUUUCCAUAAUUAUCAAUUUUGCAAUUCCUUAAGUUGCCAAGCAAUUAUGCAUAUUGUACGAAUUUUAUAAGUUGUUCACUUUGCAUAAGGGUUAUAAUUUAGUUUGUAAUAUUUUGAAUAAAAUAUAUAAUAUUCUAA